Sclerotinia sclerotiorum 1980 UF-70 is the source of this 189-nucleotide messenger RNA. RefSeq lists its product with no specific name. Bases 1 to 189 code for a protein of 62 amino acids. NCBI's taxonomy places the organism in Eukaryota, Fungi, Ascomycota, Leotiomycetes, Helotiales, Sclerotiniaceae. The transcript is spliced from 3 exons. The record is from RefSeq and is a predicted model, not a curated record.
AUGCACAGAGUAAUCGCAAAUGUAUUUAUAUAUGGAUUAAAGGUCGGUGAUUCAGGGGUGGCAAGCAGGAUGGGUGGGAAAAUGGCUGGAUGGCGCAGCCCCAUUAAUACUACCUACCGCAAAGAAGUAGGAAUGUACAAGGAAGCUUCGUCUGCCAGUAAUUCUAUCACAAAUAUAAAUACUAGAUAG